AAUGCAAAUUUAAUCUUCCCUGAAAAAAAAAGUUGAAAAAAAAAAAAGUUGCAGAGUUGCAGAGCAUAGUGGUGCAUCAAUGGCGAAUCUGAGAAGGACCCGGAAGAGGGUUCACGGAAUCCCUCGUGCUCCAGAUGGAAGUGCUUUUCAAAAGUGCAACACCUGUGGGGCUUCGGUGCCCAUUGCUUUGGCUGGCAUGCACGAGUGUGAUCUCAAUCCGAAGGUGAAGAGGUUCAAAGGCGUAUGCCUAGAUGUUCAGAAACAGAGCUUUUAUGACCAACUCAUAGUCAUGUCACCUUUUCAUUUCUUCAUGAAAGAGUUUACCAAGACCAGCAAGGCUGGAAAUUGGGUUGCCAUUAACCGAGAAGGGUUUGAGGCAUGGAAGAACAUGUCCGAGAAGGAGAGGCAACCAUAUGUUGCAGAAGCUGAAAAGGUUGACAAGGCUUAUGAGAAAGCUUUGCUUGAAGAAGCAGAUGAUAAGCUAAAGGUAGAUGAUGAGGCAGAUUCAGCGAUGGCCGGGAACAAUGGGAAGGCUGGUGAGUUUUAUGGAGACUAUGAGAAUUCUGAUGGCACUGAUGAGCUUUGGGACAACUAUGGUAGAGCUGGAUCCUGGCAGACCUACGCUCGGCCAAUAGGGUAUGAGUUUCCCUCAGGCAAAUGGAGUAUGAUUUUUGAAGACUCUGAAGUUUGAGAAAUCGCCUUAAGGUUUCUUUUUCUUUUGCUGAUCAUUUUGGGCUGAUGCCAGCAUCCAAUUGGCAAUGGUGGAAAAUCUACAUCCUCAGAUUAUUUUCCCAUUACCUGUUUUCUCAAAGGCAAGUCAUUUUGGCUAUUGUAUAGUAGUAGUAGUGGAUUCAAACAAAAAGGGUUGAAAAAGUUUCAGUUUUUGAUGUGAGAUUGAGAUACUUGAGAAGUAGAUAUUUUGUUUAUAUUGUCCUUUGUAAAAUGUCUCACCUAGCAGUUCCAGAAGAAAGAGCUUCAAGUCUUUCUGUCAAACCCAUCGGCUAUGAUUGUAUUAAGUACAUGUUAAUUUGCUACU
Messenger RNA from Prunus avium (sweet cherry), 1036 nucleotides. RefSeq names its product HMG-box (high mobility group) DNA-binding family protein. Gene Ontology annotation, molecular function: DNA binding. The record is from RefSeq and is a predicted model, not a curated record. Gene Ontology annotation, cellular component: nucleus. Gene Ontology annotation, biological process: polar nucleus fusion. NCBI's taxonomy places the organism in Eukaryota, Viridiplantae, Streptophyta, Magnoliopsida, Rosales, Rosaceae.